Molecule: messenger RNA, 990 nt
Organism: Abrus precatorius (Indian licorice)
Lineage: Eukaryota; Viridiplantae; Streptophyta; Magnoliopsida; Fabales; Fabaceae
Product: zinc finger protein ZAT5
Exons: 1
Coding region: 1-990 (329 amino acids)
Source: RefSeq, a predicted model, not a curated record
AUGGAAGCACCAGAUGAACUCUCUUUGGGUUCCAAAGACCACACCAACAUUGUCAAAGGGAAAAGAACCAAAAGGGUAAGGCCACAAUCCCCUAUUCCCUUCUCCAUCACUGCUAAUUCUUCCACUGGAGAAGGAGAAAGAGAAGAUUGUUACAAUGGUGUUGAUCAUGAUGAUCACAACAACAACAACAACAACAAUAACAACAGGAACAGCUCCCCCGCCACUUCUUCUGCAGGCUUACAAGACAGCACAGAUGAAGAGGAGGACAUGGCGAAUUGCCUCAUCCUCCUGGCACAAGGACAAUCCCGGGAAUCCCCAAAACUCGCCGAGGAAGACGGUGGCAUGAACUAUGCCAGGUAUAGCAGUAAAAAAUUCUUGGAAGCUGCUACCUUGGGGUCUAGCAGGGCAGGGUAUUAUGUUUAUGAAUGCAAGACAUGUAACAGAACUUUCCCUUCAUUUCAAGCACUUGGAGGCCACAGGGCUAGUCACAAGAAGCCUAAGGCAAUGGCAAUGGCAAUUGGGCAAGACAAAAAACAAGUCUUUUUGUCUUCAGAUGAAGAAGAGUUUCAAUUGAAGACCAAUAAAUCAUCACUUUCCUUUCAAUUGAAUGGCAGGGGAAAUUUGUACAGCAAUAACAACAAGUCAAAGGUUCAUGAGUGCUCUAUCUGUGGUGCUGAAUUCACAUCAGGACAAGCACUUGGUGGCCAUAUGAGACGCCACCGAGCACCCGUGGGAACCAACACCGCACUUUCUUUGACCCCAAUGGCUUUGGAACCAGAAGAAGAUCAUCCCAGAAAGAAAAGGAAUGUGUUGAAUUUGGAUUUGGAUCUCAACCUUCCUGCCCCUGAAGAUGAUCAAAGAGAAUCCAAGUUUGCCUUUGCAUCCAAGCAACAACAACAACAACAACAACAACAGCAUGGAAAUAAACAACAACAACAACAAACAAGUCUUGUCUUCCCCGCCCCAGCUUUGGUGGAUUGUCAUUACUGA